Molecule: messenger RNA, 3007 nt
Organism: Echinops telfairi (small Madagascar hedgehog)
Lineage: Eukaryota; Metazoa; Chordata; Mammalia; Afrosoricida; Tenrecidae
Gene: AMIGO2
Product: adhesion molecule with Ig like domain 2
Exons: 2
Coding region: 331-1872 (513 amino acids)
Biological process (GO): brain development
Molecular function (GO): protein binding
Source: RefSeq, a predicted model, not a curated record
CUGCAACGCGCCGGGGAGCAGCAAGCGAGCGAGCGGGGCCGGCGCGGAGGUUCGCUGAGCUCGGGGCCGCCGCCGCGGCUGCUAGAAACUCCCCCAAAGUUGAGAGCCGGCGAGAGGCUGCCGCCCGCCGGGUGCUGGAGGGAAAGGAAGUCGGAGGGGGGGUGGCAGAGUGAUAGACCGAAGCCCGACGACAGACGGACACGCAGACCUGGAGGAGACACCCCCGCCGACCGCCGCUCCCCCGAGCCACAGAGACUUCCCAGCCCCGCUCACUGGUGGGCGGCCGAUCUGGUGGAAAAAGCACCCGGCAGAGACUGCGAGGCGACCAUAAUGGCUUUCCGUCCCCUUGAGCUGCCCGCCCGGCAUGGAGGUGUCCGACUGAGCUGCAGGGAGCUGCUGUGCUUGCUGGUGAUCUCAGCGACGGUGACCGGUGGCGCCUCCGGGCUGUGCCCCUCCGCUUGCAUCUGCGCCACCGACAUUGUGAGUUGCACCAACAAAAACCUGUCCAAGGUGCCGGGCAACCUCUUCAAACUGAUUCGGAGACUGGACCUGAGUUAUAACAGAAUCGGCCCCCUGGAUUCCGAGUGGCUCCCCGUAUCCUUCGCAAAACUGAACACCCUCAUCAUCCCUCACAACAACAUCACCAGCAUUUCCCCAGACAGCUUUACCAGCGCUCCAAAUCUGAAGUGUCUCGACUUAUCAUCCAAUAAGCUGAAGGCCCUGAAGAGCGCCGUAUUCCAGGAGCUGAAGGUGCUGGAAGUGCUCCUGCUUUACAACAAUCACAUUUCCUAUCUCGACCCUUCGGCCUUUGGAGGCCUCUCCCAGUUGCAAAAACUCUACUUGAGUGGGAACUUGCUCACCCAGUUUCCCAUGGAUUUGUAUGUGGGGAGAUUCAAACUGGCAGGGCUGACGUUUUUAGAUGUUUCUUUUAACCGGAUCCCUUCCAUCCCCAUGCACCCUAUGAGUUUCGUGCCAGGGAGCCAGCUGCGGGGCAUCUACCUGCAUGGCAACCCAUUCCUCUGCGACUGUUCCCUCUACUCGCUGCUGAUCGUUUGGUAUCGGAGGCAUUUUAGCUCCGUGAUGGAUUUUAAGAAUGAUUAUACCUGCCAUCUGUGGUCUGACUCCAGGCGAACCCGCAGGGAGCUGCUGCUGCAGGACAGCUUUAUGAAUUGCUCGGACAGCAUCAACGGCUCCUUGAUUCACGAGGCUCAAGUUGGUGAGAGGUUUCUCGUCCACUGCGACAGCAAGAUUGGUAGUGCCAGUACCGAUUUCGUUUGGAUCAGUCCAGAUAACAAAGUGCUGGAGCCCGAUCAAAAGAUGGAAAAUUUUCACGUGUUUCCCAAUGGGAGUCUGCUCAUAGAGAGUCCUCGUUUUGAGGAUGCCGGAGUGUAUUCUUGUAUUGCAAUGAACAGGCACCGGCUGUUGAAUGAAACAGUGGAGGUCACCAUCAACGUGAGCAAUUUCAACAGAUCCCACGCGCAGGAGGCGUUCAAUACCGCGUUCACCACCCUCGCCGCCUGCGUGGCCAGUAUUGUUUUGGUCCUUCUGUACCUCUACCUGACACCGUGCCCCUGCAAGUGUAAAACCAAGAGACAGAAAAGUAUGCUACACCAAAGCAGUGCCCACUCCUCUGGUCUCACCCCUGGCCCCACGAGCGAUGGCUCAGCUGACGAACGUAAGGCAGGCGGUGGGAAAAGGGUGGUGUUUUUGGAGCCCCUGAAAGAUACCGCCACAGGGCAGAAUGGGAAAGUGCGGCUCUUUCCCAGCGAGCCCGUGGUAGCGGAGGGCAUCCUGAAAUCCACCAGAGGGAAAUCCGACUCGGAUUCGGUCAAUUCCGUGUUCUCAGACACCCCCUUUGUGGCGUCCACCUAAUGCUGUAUCUUUAUUUGUGUACCGUGGUCAUUUCCUCUGCCCAUAUCUUACUCUGUGUGUACUCUCAAAUAAACAACAGGAUAGAAAUUGUGUUUAGGGUCUUAAAAAUGCAACCAAAUGGUGUCUUUAAGAGAAGCUCUGGUGGUAGGGCUCUUUCAGAGCCGGCUGCUAACCCAGAGGUCAGUGGUUUAGAAAGAGGUGGUGUUCCACUUCUGUAGAAGUCUAAGGCCUUGCAAGCCCUAUGAGGCAGUUCUGCUCUGCCCUCACACCCUAAGUGGGCAUCUACUCGAUGGCAUUGGGUUGGGUUGGGUUUUUGGCCUCCUAAAUGGCUGGUAGGAAAUCUAGUAAGGUAUCCAUCCGGGUCCUCAGUAUGCCCGAGCAGAGGCUUCUUUGCCCCAGCACUCGGUUUAGACAGUCUCUCACGGCACCGAUCAAUGCGGAGGUGGUCCAGAGAGGGUAUGGCCGACGUGGUCCUGACUCAGAAUUGUUUAAAAAAGGAAAACCGAUAAAUAAAUUGGAAGCACCCUUUUAUUCAUGGUCUCUGAAAUUAGACUUUGCUUACUUCUGAGGGCCAAAGUUGAGUUAUUUUCAAGGAAAGCAUUAGCGCUCCUAUUUUGUUUUUGAAGGGCAGCUAAAGCAGUAGUUAUUUAUAAAGCACCAAGUCAAGGGAGGCUUGAGAAGAAUUCAGCUGCUCUCCUCAUCUCAGACCAGGUUGAACAGGCUACGCGGACAGAUCUCACUGGGUAAUUUUGGGCCCUGCCACAUCCUCCACGUUGUUAUUCAGUGGAGAGCACAAUAACGGUGCGUCUGUGUGACUGUCUUCGCUCCAUUCUGUUCUUUGCCGGCCCUUGUUCAGAAGAGCUCAUUGCAGAUUUUGUUGUUGUUGUUUGUCGCCAUAAACAUGUAGGAGUCCAUGGCAAAAUGUCUUGAGCUAACCACCUCAAAGCUUCAUUCUAAAAAGACAGUAUGUGUUCCUAUGCCUGUGUGUAUGUGUAUCUUAAAACAUGUGAACCGUUACAUGGACUCCUGUGUAAGCUUUAGACAUGUUGACUUCAUGUAAAUACCCGUAUUCUGUGACUGGAUGUUCUGUUUAAUUUGGUUAUUUAAAAAUAUAAAUCUGAGAUGUCUUAUGUGA